UUACCCAACACAAAUAUCCAUCAGUUUAAUGUCUCAUUCCGUUUGGGGAACAUGAAAGAUCAGCAGCUGAUCCUGUCCAGUCUCAUACUGUCUACACUGCUGCUGCUGCUGCUGUUGCUGAAGGAGCCGCACACCAUCGAGGCCAGGGUCUUCAGAGUCACCAAAAUGGAGUGUCGCACGUUAGACCCAACGUUUUCCCUCUUUAAAACCUGUAAAGUUGUGCACAGGGAGCACGGCAGGGCGGCACUAUAUGUCCAUAUAACGAUGCCAUACAAGGGGCCCAUCGAUGACAUCAUCGUUAAUUUGGGCGUUAUCAAAAUAUUGAAAAAUCGUCACUUUCAAUUUGUGAACGAGACCCUGGACUUUUGCUCGUUUAGGCGCCAUCCAUUGGUGUCCGGAUUCAUUGGCUUCCUCAUCAAUCCGUUGCUCAAGAUAACGAAUAUCAAUACAUCGUGCCCUCUACAGCAAGACUACAUUUUCAAUGGCUUCCCCAUCGAUGAGAGCACACUCAAAGAGAUUCCUCUACCAAAAGGCGUCUACGUACUCCAAUUGCGAACAUCCAUGCUCAAGAAGUGGAGGACUGACAUCAAAGUCUAUGCAACACGGGUUGAUGGGUAUACAUAA
Messenger RNA from Drosophila obscura, 624 nucleotides. RefSeq lists its product as uncharacterized. The record is from RefSeq and is a predicted model, not a curated record. NCBI's taxonomy places the organism in Eukaryota, Metazoa, Arthropoda, Insecta, Diptera, Drosophilidae. Bases 52 to 624 code for a protein of 190 amino acids. The transcript is spliced from 2 exons.